AUGGAGAAAGGCAGUUCGAGCUCCUUGUCUGCAGCAUGUGAAGCCUUAACCAUUGGUGACGAUGAUGAGGGUGUGAUCGUUGAGGUGGAAGAGACUCCGACGCCUGAGGUUGAUUAUCGUUUUGUGGCUGUUGGGCGGGUUGUCACUGAUCGCCCGGUGAAGUUGGUCAUUUUCCGUGACGUUAUGGCUACUGCGUGGCGUUCAAUGAAGGGAGUGAUGGUUCGUGAUUUGGGUGCGAACAGGUUUCUGUUUACUUUUUAUUGUGAGCAAGAUGUCUCCCGAGUACUGAGUGAUGGGCCAUGGACUUUUGAUCAGAACUUGGUCUUGCUCCGGCGGGUGGUGAACGGGGAGGAUCCGAUGGUGGUACCGUUAAACAAGGCGGCUUUUUGGGUUCAGGUCCAUAAACUCCCGACUGGUUUUAUGUCUGAGAAGGUUGCUAUGGUUGUUGGGAACUAUGUUGGGGAGUUUGAGAGGGCAGAUAAGCGAAAUUUUGACGCAGUGGAGCGUACUUUUAUGCGUGUCCGAACUCAGAUUGAUGUUCUGAAACCUCUCCGUGCGAAGAUGAAGAUGAGAAAACCAGGUGGCGACUGGUUUUGGUUGGAGUUGCGGUAUAAGCGUUUUCCAUCCUUCUGUUUUGAAUGCGGCAUAAUUGGUCAUUCUGAGAAAUUUUGCCCGGUGGCAAGUGAUAAACCGGUGGAUGGCGGUGAUAAACCGUUUGGUUCAUGGUUGAGAGCUGGCGGACGACGAGGUGGUGCGCCGUCGGUGAACAGGUGGCUUGUUUUGGAUGAUCCGAUCGUGGGGGGGUCACAGGCUGUAACGGAUGGCAAUCAUGAGGUGUUAAUGCAUGGGGGUCAGUUACCCGAGGUUUCUGUGGAAGGGAAUAAGGUGGUGAGUGAGGGAGGCGAGGUAGGGGUAUUAAAUGAUCUUAAUGAUGAUGGAGGGGUGGUCUUUGUGGAUCAGAAACGGAAGCGGGUGGGGGAAAAUGAUGGGCUGACUGAGUGGACAAGCCCAAUGGUAAUUGAAAAUAAUAAUGUGUCACUCUCUGAAGAGGUGGGCUUUGGAUCCCAGGCCCACCGGGCCCAAUGA
This is a messenger RNA of Ipomoea triloba (trilobed morning glory), 1086 nucleotides long. RefSeq lists its product as uncharacterized. The transcript has a single exon. The record is from RefSeq and is a predicted model, not a curated record. Gene Ontology annotation, molecular function: zinc ion binding; nucleic acid binding. Lineage: Eukaryota; Viridiplantae; Streptophyta; Magnoliopsida; Solanales; Convolvulaceae. The coding region runs from base 1 to 1086 and encodes 361 amino acids.